AUGUAUCUCAACGAUGUCGUCGGAAGCAAUGCUUCUGACACUCUUGUUAUGCUCCAAAACAACACCACAGGAGACGCUUUCGACAUGGAAUUCAACGAGCUCGACCUCGUACUAGAUGACGGCGAUGACCAUGGGAUUGACGGGCCCGAUUUUGCGGACAUCACAAUGAAGGAUGACAACGUACAAGCACAACAAGAGCCGCAGCCUGACGACUCGGCAGUCCAGAAGAGCGCGACAAGUGCAGUGACUGAUUUCACCAGGCGACGCAAUUGGACGCAGCGUAUAUUAGCAGAAAUGCAGGAUAUAUUGAUCGUGUUGAGUCCGGACGGGAAAGUUCUGUAUUGCUCACCGGCAAUCGAACCGAUUACGAAAUACAAACCAAAGGAUCUAGGCGGCAGGUUUGUCUCUGAGUUUGUACAUGAUGAUGACCGAACGUCCUUUAUCCGUGAAUUCAACGAGUCGAUCGCUACGGGACAUCGUCUCAGGUAUCAUUUUCGAUUUCGAAAAUCAGACGGCGAGUUCACAAUCGUCGAAGCCUCGGGACACGCGCACAUGUCCAGGGAGAAAGCCACACUCGGAACGGGCAAAGAAGAAAACCCAUGCGACGGGUUCUUCCUUCUUUGCCGGCCAUAUCCAACCGCAAGCAACGCGCUACUAGACACGUUUCUGGAACAUAAAGUCGAGAACAUACGCUUGAAUAGAAGAAUAGCAGACCUGAAAAAGGAAGAAGAGGAAGAACUCCGAGCUCAGCAGCAGUGGGUGCUCCAAUCAGACAACAAUUCAGGAACUAUGAGCCCUGAUGAUGACAUCGACGCUUUCACCAGUGUGCCGACUACCACCGCCGAUCAGCAGGGAGGUAUGAUGUUGCCGCCUGCUAGACCCAAUGUGUCGAGCUCCGGGCAGAACGGAUAUACAUCUAUGAUUACUUUAGAUAACAAUUUGGAUACUAUAUCUCGAAGUGAUACAUCAUCCGUCCUUGACGGCAUUGAGAUGCUCACGGGGCUGCGCUACGGCGAAGGCGAACGAUCAAAGGGUCUUAGUACGGGCGAGAGAGGUGCAGUCUUGAUCCAAGAACAAGCAGAUCUUCACCACCUAGGCUUAAGUUCGGAUGAUAACGACAAAAAGAAACGAAUCAAGACGACAGAUGAGUAUGUAUGUACUGAUUGUGGUACCUUGGCUUCUCCGGAAUGGAGAAAGGGUCCCAGCGGUCCGAAGACAUUGUGUAAUGCUUGCGGUUUACGCUGGGCCAAAAAGGAAAGAAAGCGCCAGGGAUCAAUCCAGACAUCGACUCACUCGUGA
This is a messenger RNA of Talaromyces marneffei, 1299 nucleotides long. RefSeq lists its product as uncharacterized. Gene Ontology annotation, molecular function: protein binding; zinc ion binding; sequence-specific DNA binding. NCBI's taxonomy places the organism in Eukaryota, Fungi, Ascomycota, Eurotiomycetes, Eurotiales, Trichocomaceae. The record is from RefSeq and is a predicted model, not a curated record. The transcript is spliced from 2 exons. Gene Ontology annotation, biological process: regulation of DNA-templated transcription. Bases 1 to 1299 code for a protein of 432 amino acids.